This is a messenger RNA of Cryptotermes secundus, 1849 nucleotides long. RefSeq names its product probable 39S ribosomal protein L45, mitochondrial (gene mRpL45). Gene Ontology annotation, cellular component: mitochondrion. The transcript is spliced from 6 exons. Bases 403 to 1368 code for a protein of 321 amino acids. NCBI's taxonomy places the organism in Eukaryota, Metazoa, Arthropoda, Insecta, Blattodea, Kalotermitidae. The record is from RefSeq and is a predicted model, not a curated record.
AGACACCAUCUGCACCGAGCUGGAACGCGCCUCGAAUGAAACGACUGAAACGGUUCAGGCGGUUCAGGCCGCUUCAGGCCAUUCCGUCUUCACGUUAACGAUACAGACAACCUAAGGGAGCCUGUGCGUUAACGAUACAGACAACCUAAGGGAGCCUGUGCGUAUGUGGGGCUAAUCCGCUGAUUGGCACGGCUUCGGUGACGGGAAUUUGCGUGAGAAUUUUUAACGCUAGCGAAAGCUUGAUUGCAGUAUGUUUAUUUCGUAGAUAAGACGUGCACAGAUACGUACUAUUUAUCGCUAUUUAUUGUACCGUCAUAUCCAUAAUUUACUUACACAUGUUUGACUGCGGGAAGGAAGUAUUGAGUCAACGGAUGUGAAUAGAAUUGAAACUUAUUUGUACCAAUGUCUUUCUCUGUUAUGAAUUUGUACAUAAAAUGCUCUCAGUUUACACCAUUUGGACUGUUAACACCAUGUAUCAGAGCAGCUGCAGCUAAUUUGGAGUUUGUAAGACAUGGCAGUAAACAUUGGGAUCCAAAGUUCAAAUGGCAUCGAACAAGAAAGGUGGUGAAAGUGAAGCUACCAGACUUUGAAGACAGAAGAACAGAAGAUGAUAUGACACCAGAAGAAAUUAGAUCUAAGAUGAAAGAAAAAGGAAUUCAGCCUCCAAGACCAUGGGUAGAACGUCCAUUUUACAUCAGUUGCACAGGUGGAGUGUUUGAGCCAUAUGUGCCACCUGAGGGAGAUGGAAAAAUAUCCCCUGUAACUGUACAUGGUGCUAAGCAGAAGGUUGAAUUCCUAGAAAAGAAAAGUAAGUCCAUGAUGGCUAUACGUAAGAUCCGCAACUUUGAGGAAGAUUUUGAAGUCAGUGAUUUUGUUCAACAAGCACAAGAAAUAUACAUCAAUGCACACACCUUCAUGGCAAGCAAAGAUGAAAACAAACUCCAAGAAUUUGUAACAGAACGAGCAUAUCCAGAAAUAAGGCAUAACACCAUAGAUAAAACAAUUCACUGGAAGUUUGUGAAGUCCCUGGAGCCCCCACGUCUGGUGCAUGCACGAUGCACUGAUCUCAUCACCAAGGAGAAUGUCUUUAGUCAAGUAACAGUAAGAUUUCACACACAACAAAUUCUUGCAAUCUAUGACCGGUUUGGGCGACUGAUGCAUGGCAGUGAGAUACUUGCUAAAGAUGUACUGGAAUAUGUUGUAUUUGAAAAACACUUGUCUAAUGAAUAUGGUCUCUGGCGUUUGCAUGAAAAAAUUGUGCCAGAUUGGAUGCCUCCAAAAGAGCCAGUUACGAAGACUUAUAGGCUUGUUAAAGAGGAAACAUCACAGGAGACCUCAGACCAAAGAAGUGCAGCAGGCUCCAAGUGAAACAGAAAUUAAUCACCCACAGAUGGCAUCAGUUUGAGUCAUCAUGUAACAUGGGAUUAGACUUUAAUCUACUGAAUGUUACUUUGAAAAAAAUGGAAAACCGUUUUUAGGGUUAGUAAUGCUUUGUGUGUGUUACACCAAUACUUCUAAAUAAAUGAGCAAUUUUUUGUGUAACUUUGUGGGCAGCUCAUUUUAUUUUGGUUUGUCGGUACUUUAUAUUUUAGCUUUCCUCAUACCACGAACAUCCUUACUGUAGGUGUCCAAAGCCUGAAUUAUAUGACAGCAUUUAAUUAAAAAUGUGUUUCCACUUCCAAGAAUGCAAAUUUCACCAAAACUAUCAGUGAUAAAAAUAUGAACUUAAAGUAUCUUUUCAAACAAAACAUGUCACAGUGCAAAAAUUUUAUAUCUGCCAUUUGUUACAACAGAUAAGGGUAUGAAACUGUUGCAAGACAAAAUCAAAAUAAUGUAUGUGCUUAAUUCA